AUGGAGCGGGACGGUUGCGCUGGGGGCGGGAGCCGCAGCGGCGAGGGCGGGCGCGGCCCCCGAGAGGGCCUGGCGGGGAACGGCCGAGACCCGGGUCCGGGCCGCGCCGCCGAAGGGUCCGGGGAGCCGCAGGCGGCCGCGUCGCUGCUGGCCCCCAUGGACCUGGGGGAGGAGCCGCUGGAGAAGGCGGCGCGCGCCCGCCCGGCCAAGGACCCCAACACCUAUAAAGUGCUCUCGCUGGUAUUGUCAGUCUGUGUGUUAACAACAAUCCUUGGUUGUAUAUUUGGGUUGAAACCAAGCUGUGCCAAAGAAAUUAAAAGUUGCAAAGGUCGCUGUUUUGAGAGAACAUUUGGAAAUUGCCGCUGUGAUGUUGCUUGUGUUGACCUUGGAAACUGCUGUCUAGAUUACCAGGAGACAUGUAUAGAACCAGAACGGAUAUGGACUUGCAGCAAAUUCAGGUGUGGUGAGAAAAGGUUGUCCCGAAGCCUUUGCUCCUGUUCAGACGACUGCAAGGACAAGGGAGACUGUUGUAUCAACCACGGAUCUGUGUGCCGAGGGGAGAAAAGUUGGGCAGAAGAAGAAUGUGACAGCAUUGAUGAACCGCAGUGCCCAGCAGGGUUUGAAACACCUCCUACCCUCUUAUUUUCUUUGGAUGGUUUCAGGGCAGAAUAUUUGCACACUUGGGGUGGACUUCUUCCUGUUAUUAGCAAGCUGAAAACCUGUGGGACAUAUACUAAAAACAUGAGACCAGUAUAUCCAACAAAAACUUUCCCCAAUCACUACAGCAUUGUCACAGGACUCUAUCCAGAAUCCCAUGGCAUCAUUGACAAUAAAAUGUAUGAUCCCCAAAUGAACGCUCACUUUGCACUUAAAAGCAAAGAGAAAUUUAACCCAGAGUGGUACAAAGGAGAACCAAUUUGGCUCACAGCUAAAAAUCAAGGCCUGAAGACUGGCACAUUUUUUUGGCCAGGAUCAGAUGUGAAAAUUAAUGGAAUUUUCCCAGACAUCUAUAAAAUCUAUAAUGUUUCAGUACCAUUUGAAGAAAGAAUUUUAGCCGUUCUUAAGUGGCUACAGCUUCCUAAAGAUGAAAGACCACACUUUUACACUCUGUAUUUAGAAGAACCAGAUUCUUCGGGUCACUCUUACGGACCAGUCAGCAGUGAAGUCAUCAGAGCUUUGCAGAGAGUUGACAACAUGGUUGGCAUGCUGAUGGAUGGUCUGAAGGAGCUGAACUUGCAUAGAUGCUUGAACCUCAUCCUUAUUUCAGAUCAUGGCAUGGAACAAGGCAGUUGUAAGAAAUAUGUGUAUCUGAAUAAAUACUUGGGAGAUACUAAAGAUGUUAAAGUUGUAUAUGGACCUGCAGCUCGACUGAGACCCUCUGAUGUUCCAGAUAAAUACUAUUCAUUUGAUUAUGAAGGCAUCGCCAAAAAUCUUUCUUGCCAGGAACCAAACCAGCACUUCAGACCUUACCUGAAACAUUUCUUACCCAAGCGUUUGCAUUUUGCCAAAAAUGACAGAAUUGAGCCCUUGACGUUCUAUUUGGAUCCUCAGUGGCAACUUGCAUUGAAUCCUUCAGAAAGGAAAUAUUGUGGAAGUGGAUUCCAUGGCUCUGAUAAUGCAUUUUUGAAUAUGCAAGCCCUCUUUAUUGGCUACGGACCUGGAUUCAAGCACAGCACUGAAGUCGACUCCUUUGAAAAUAUUGAAGUCUAUAACUUAAUGUGUGAUUUACUGAAUUUGACACCAGCUCCUAAUAAUGGGACUCAUGGAAGCCUUAAUCACCUUCUAAGCAAUCCUGUUUACACUCCAAAACAUCCCAAAGAAGUCCGCUCCCUGGUCCAGUGCCCCUUCACAAGAGCCCCCAGGGAGGACCUCGACUGCUCGUGUGAUCCCUCAAUUUUGCCAGUUGUGGAUUUUCAGACACAGUUGAAUCUGACCAUGGCAGAAGAGAAGACCAUUAAGCGUGGCACUCUACCCUAUGGAAGACCCAGAGUUCUCCAGAACAGCACUGUCUGUCUGCUUUACCAGCACCAGUUUGUGAGUGGUUUCAGCCAUGACAUCCUGAUGCCCCUUUGGACAUCCUACACCAUGGACAGAAAUGACAGUUUCUUUACAGAAGACUUUUCCAACUGUCUUUACCAGGAUCUCCGAAUUCCUCUUAGUCCUGUCCAUAAAUGUUCAUUUUAUAAAAAUAACGCUAAACUGAGCUAUGGGUUCCUCUCCCCACCACAAUUACAUAAAGGUUCAAGUCAAGUAUAUUCUGAAGCAUUGCUUACUACUAAUAUAGUGCCCAUGUACCAGAGUUUUCAAGUUAUAUGGCAAUACUUGCAUGGCACCUUACUGCAGAGGUAUGCUGAAGAAAGAAAUGGUCUCAAUGUUGUCAGCGGUCCUGUGUUUGAUUCUGAUUAUGACGGACGUUAUGAUUCCUUGGAGACUCUGAAGCAAAACAGCAGAAUCAUCCAUAAUCAGGAAGUUCUGAUUCCAACUCAUUUCUUCAUUGUGCUAACAAGUUGUAAAAAUACAUCCCAGACUCCCUUACAGUGUGAACAUUUAGAUACCAUGGCUUUCAUUUUGCCUCACAGGACUGAUAAUAGUGAAAGCUGUGCGCACGGGAAGCGUGAAUCCUUAUGGGUUGAAGAAUUGUUGGAGCUACACAGAGCUCGGAUCACGGAUGUUGAACACAUCACCGGACUCAGCUUCUAUCAAGAAAGAAAAGAGCCAAUUUCAGACAUUUUAAAGUUGAAAACACAUUUGCCAACCUUUAACCAAGAAGACUGAUACAUUUUUUAUUCCAAAAACACGGCAGUAAAUCUUUGUGAAAGAGCCUUCUGUUUUAUACAUCCUCUAUUUACACUGUUGCAUUGUUUGGAGACUGUCGACCAGAGUUAGAACUGGGAAUCCUCUGUGAUACACGACCUUCUCAGGGAAACUUGUGGCCUCCGCAUGACAGUAGGAAAGUGUUCCUACUGAGUCUCACACAUGUUUGAAUGUGUAAGAAUUGUUCAGAUUUGGGAAUAAAGACAGAUCGUACCUAAAACUGCUCUUCUACUUCUCUUAAGGGCAGAAGGAGCUGUGAACGUUCUCUGGACACCAGAUGUUUGAAUCAUAUGAUCAUUAAUAAAUUUCUAUGAUGCUGACAAACACUAGGCUAAUGAAUAGGAUUGGACUAGACCGUAUUUCAUUAGUUUAUUCACAGGAAUUUAAAAGUGAUUCUGGAUUCUUUUUAACUUGGAUGUUCGUUUAUUUUCAUUUUAAUCAGAAAAGUUAAUGGGAGCAGAAAUAUUUGAAGCCCUAUUUGUAUCUCUUCUGUACACCCCCUCAAAAGCUAACUAUUUUUAAGUUGUAAUUGGGUUUCUUCAGAUUUAAUGAUUCUUUCAGGUUAAACUUUGAGGGACCAUCUGUACUGAGUGUAUCUACCCUUUAUAAAA
Molecule: messenger RNA, 3425 nt
Organism: Budorcas taxicolor (takin)
Lineage: Eukaryota; Metazoa; Chordata; Mammalia; Artiodactyla; Bovidae
Gene: ENPP1
Product: ectonucleotide pyrophosphatase/phosphodiesterase 1
Exons: 25
Coding region: 1-2775 (924 amino acids)
Biological process (GO): nucleoside triphosphate catabolic process; immune response; negative regulation of fat cell differentiation
Cellular component (GO): cell surface
Molecular function (GO): scavenger receptor activity; nucleic acid binding; metal ion binding
Source: RefSeq, a predicted model, not a curated record